Echinops telfairi (small Madagascar hedgehog) is the source of this 974-nucleotide messenger RNA. It is a transcript of the gene CSKMT, whose product is annotated as citrate synthase lysine methyltransferase. NCBI's taxonomy places the organism in Eukaryota, Metazoa, Chordata, Mammalia, Afrosoricida, Tenrecidae. Gene Ontology annotation, molecular function: S-adenosylmethionine-dependent methyltransferase activity. The transcript is spliced from 2 exons. Bases 235 to 954 code for a protein of 239 amino acids. The record is from RefSeq and is a predicted model, not a curated record.
CUCCUCUCCGGGCUGCUCACUGCGUCUUCUUUGGUUUCAGGGUUCUGAACGCCGCCUCGAGCGGGAGCUGCUCGGCCCCCCCAUGUCUCGCCGUUGCUAUCAAUAAAGACUUCGAGCCGUACUCGAUCGGUGUCGGCGUUCCUUUUUUCCGAGGCCGCAGUCCGCGUUCUUGGGGGUCCGGGGAUUUGCAGGCCGCACCCCCUUUGUGUCUCCGAAGGGCGCUGGGAACUGGGAAUGGCGCUCGGCCGCCUGCUCCACCCGGUGACCUUGGCGGCUGGGCGGCGCCGCGCCUCGGGCUCCUUGGCUGGAAGCUGUCUGGCUGACCGCCGCCUCUGGGAUCGGCUCCACGCCCAGGUGCGUCCGGGCAGUGCCGCCACCUUCGACUGGUUCUUCGGAUACGAAGAAGCGCAGGGCCUGCUCCUGCCUCUGCUGCAGCAGGGACGGGCUGGCCAGCCGCCGCCACGGGUACUGGACGUGGGCUGCGGGACUUCCAGCCUGUGUACGGGUCUCUACACUAAGUGCCCACACCCCGUGGAUGUCCUCGGAGUGGACUUCUCUCCGGUGGCUGUGGCCCACAUGAACGGUCUCCUAGAAAAUUGUCAAGGUCAACCCCCGCUGUGCCCGGCACAUCCGGCGUCCAGCCUCCGCUUCAGGCAGGCAGACGCCCAGAACCUGGGACCAGCGGCUCCCUCAGGCUCCUUCCAACUGGUGCUGGACAAGGGCACCUGGGAUGCCGUUGCCCGGGGUGGACUCCCUGGAGCCAAUCGGCUGUUGUCUGAGUGCCUGAGGGUCCUGAGCCCUCGGGGGACCCUCAUUCAGUUCUCUGAUGAGGAUCCUGACGUGCGCCUACCCUGUUUGGAACAAGGGUCCCCAAGCUGUGCCGUGACUGUACAGGAGCUAGGCCCUCUCAGGGGCCUCACUUACUUUGCAUACUUGGUUCAAAGCUCUCAUUAAAGCGCUAUGAUUAGUCUUCU